This is a messenger RNA of Loxodonta africana (African savanna elephant), 1096 nucleotides long. RefSeq names its product lysozyme C, kidney isozyme. The transcript is spliced from 5 exons. Gene Ontology annotation, biological process: defense response to Gram-positive bacterium; defense response to Gram-negative bacterium. Gene Ontology annotation, molecular function: lysozyme activity. The coding region runs from base 49 to 603 and encodes 184 amino acids. The record is from RefSeq and is a predicted model, not a curated record. NCBI's taxonomy places the organism in Eukaryota, Metazoa, Chordata, Mammalia, Proboscidea, Elephantidae.
GGGACCAGCUUGCCCUGGUCAGCCUAGUGGUCCGACUUCCCAGUCAACAUGAAGGCUCUCCUUAUUCUGGGCCUUCUCUUCCUUUCUGGCACUGCCCAGGGCAAGGUCUUUGAAAGGUGCGAGUUGGCCAGAACUCUGAAACGGUAUGGAAUGGAUGGCUUCAGGGGGAUCAGCCUGGCAAACUGGGUGUGUUUGACCAAAUGGGAGAGUGAUUACAACACCCAAGCUACAAACUACAAUCCUGGAGACAAAAGCACUGAUUACGGGAUUUUUCAGAUCAAUAGCCACUACUGGUGUAAUGAUGGCAAAACCCCAAGAGCAGUUAACGCCUGUGGCAUAUCCUGCUACGAAGUACAGCAAAAAUGCUCAUUAGAAGCAAGGAUGGUGAGACUUAGUCUCACAUACUUUGGACAUGCUAUCAAGAGGGACCAGUCCCUGGAGAAGUACAUCAUGCUUGCUUUGCUGCAAGAUGAUAUCACUCAAGCUGUAGCUUGUGCGAAAAGGGUUGUCAGUGAUCCACAAGGCAUUAGAGCAUGGGUGGCAUGGAGAAACCAUUGUCAGAACCACGAUGUCACUCAGUACAUUCAAGGCUGUGGAGUCUAACUGCAGAGCUUUUGUUCUUCAACUCGCUUUUGCCUCUUUUUCAUAUAAGGGAGUAGUAAAUAAGUGAAAGGUCACACUACUUUUCUUUCCCAUUCAAACAAGGAACUUUUUUUUACAGAAGCAGGAGCAAAAUAUUGCCUUUCUCCUAAGACUUAGUAAUUAAUAACGUGUGUACUCUGAUAUUUUAGGAGCAAAAGAUCGCCUUUCUCUUAAGACUUAGUAAUUAAUAACAUGUGUACUCUUUGAUAUUACACCUACAACAUUUUUCAGUUUGCUUAAAAGAACUAAUGCUGGUAGAAAUGAGCUAAACAUAAGGAAAGAUUAGAUAAGCUGUUGCUAUUCUUUAAUUUUAUUUCUAUAGAUUCAUGCAUCAAAACUAAAUCCAGAAGGCAGAUGAGUUUGCAAGUAUUUUGAAAUGCUAAUGAACAACAGCUAAGAAAUUAUGCGCAUUGUAAAAAAAUGCAACCACGGUUAUUAAAGGCUUCGCAACUCA